Molecule: messenger RNA, 1590 nt
Organism: Diplodia corticola
Lineage: Eukaryota; Fungi; Ascomycota; Dothideomycetes; Botryosphaeriales; Botryosphaeriaceae
Product: heterokaryon incompatibility protein
Exons: 1
Coding region: 1-1590 (529 amino acids)
Source: RefSeq, a predicted model, not a curated record
AUGCAGCUGGCCGUCGACCUGCUACGAAACUGCCGGGAAAACCAUGCGCGGUGCCAAGGGCAGGGUCCCCUGCCCAAACGUGUGAUUUUUGUGGGCUCACCUGAAGACGAACACCCACGACUACACAAAUCCAACGGAGAAGAAGCACACUAUGCCGCCCUAAGUCACUGUUGGGGGGACAAGUUUGCUGCUGUGAGGACCAUCAAGAGCACCAUUUCCACCGAGAGUCUCCGCACGAAAUCCAUCUCUCUGGAUUCUCUACCGCAGACGUUCCGUGACGCCAUUGUUAUCACUCGCAGGCUCGGGCUGAGGUACCUGUGGAUCGACUCGCUUUGCAUCUUGCAAGAUUGUGAAGAAGACUGGCAUUGCCACUCGGAAAGCAUGCGAGACAUCUACAUGGGAGCAACAGUAACCAUUUCCGCUGACAAAGCGACCAACUGCUUUGGUGGAAUAUUCGAGUCCUCGAACAAUGGUCGAACCGGGCGAGUGGUCAUUAACCCCCGUGGGUCCAAAAAUCCAAUCUAUGUCCGUCCCACCCAGCUCUCAAUCUACAAGUUCCAGAACGCGACCGGAUCCCAAGGCCAGAAGUUCAUGCAUCAUGCCCCAAUAUCCGAUCCUCUUUUCCGUCGGGCGUGGUCCUUACAAGAAUGGAUUCUCAGUCGACGGUUACUGCGGUUCGGUAGUGGAGGGCUGACCUGGGAAUGUGAGCACGAGGUUCGGUGUGAGUGCCACCCCGGCCGUUCCCAGCCGUGCUUCCCUCCACGUUUACACGAACCUCAACAGGAAAAGCGCAUAUCCGAGCUCAGCAGGUAUGACAACCGUAACAAUCUGCUUGGCAACUGGCUGGCCCUUAUCGAGCACUACUCCGGUCGUGAAGUCACCGUUGGUGGAGAUCGUCUGCCAGCGCUCGCCGGGCUUGCAGCUGCGGCCGCUCCCUUCGCACAGGAGAUAUACCUGUAUGGCCAUUGGAAGGGUCUCCGCUUCCAUGAAUCACUGCUUUGGAAGUCACACCGGACAUGUGCUAGCCUCAAGCCUGUCCAUACAAGAACUGUGGAGAGCCGCCAUGCUCCGACUUGGUCGUGGCCGUCCAUCACUGGCCAAGUCACGACAAGCUCGAACCCUUGCAUUCGUUCCGACUUUCGAGUCCUUGAGACACACGGCUACCCGGCUACGCUCAGUCCUUCUGAUACGCUCAACUCAGAGGCUUAUAUCCUAGCAGCUGGAUCGACCAUGGAACUUCAGAUUUGGAAACACGAGGACCCGCGACACGACCUCUUCGAAGGAGAUCGGUACAAGUCCGAUCUCUCCCGCAGAGUUUUUGCUUCGCCACUCGGGCGAGUUCAAGGGCAAACUUUUGAGCUCGCCCUCACGGUCGAUGUGGACGCACCAGGACUAGAGGUCGCACAGGGGAAUGUCCUAACGUUUCUCCUUGCUGCGAAGCGUACUGGGCUCGUGCUGAGGAAGAGGCUCCUGGGAGGUGAGGCAGCUGGCUACAGAUACGAGAGAGUCGCUUUGUUUGAGAUUCUCGACGAGGGAAACCGCCUACAAUGGGAGUCCAGGGCUAUCAGGAAAUCUCUCAUGAUCGUUUGA